Molecule: messenger RNA, 390 nt
Organism: Encephalitozoon intestinalis ATCC 50506
Lineage: Eukaryota; Fungi; Microsporidia; Unikaryonidae
Exons: 1
Coding region: 1-390 (129 amino acids)
Biological process (GO): vesicle-mediated transport
Source: RefSeq, a predicted model, not a curated record
AUGAAUCCUAUAGGACUCUUUAUUUCCCUUAUGUUGAGUGUCAUACUCUGUAUUGUUGAGCUCUAUAAAAUAGAGGCGGUGCUGGAUGCAGAGGGUAGAAGAGCAUCGUCUUACAAUGCAUGCGAUAGGAUACUUCGGCUUGCAGCCAUAGAGUUCAAGUUACUUACUUUGAUUAUGGCUGCCCAGGUUCUCUCCUUAUGCUACACAUCGUUUCUUGUUGUCCUACUAUUUGUUUACGAGAUCCAGAAGAAAGGAUCCAAAGAUUCCAUCAGUGCUCUGGAUUUCUUCAAACAAAAGAAACGGAUAAAGAUUGAAAUGUUCUGUAAGAUCUCUCUGUAUGUAUUUCUUGUAUACAAGUAUUUCACAGCACUCGUUGUAAAUAAAAUGUAA